AUGGUCCAGCCCAUUGGCAAGGCCGCCGACCUCCUCUGUCAGUUCUUUUGCCAGGGCAUCGCCGACCUCUUCGAGUCCCGCGCCAUCAUGGGACGGGCUCCUCCUGGCGUUCCCCAGGAAGAAUUUGGCCGUUGCUACGACCAGAUGAAUGCUGUUACUGUCAAUGCUGACAGCCCCGGCGCCGCCGGAGAAAUUCGGCUCAUGGGUGUCCCGCCUGUUUGCAUGAAUCCUGCCAACGUACUGGUUGGCGACCCCGUCAACGGCCCUUAUGCCCUCCCGUGCGGCUCCGACUGCUUGCACUACACCGGACUCAACGAGCAGCAGUUCAACGAGCUUUCCGACAAGCUUCACGCUGCCGCUUCCUAA
Molecule: messenger RNA, 366 nt
Organism: Metarhizium acridum CQMa 102
Lineage: Eukaryota; Fungi; Ascomycota; Sordariomycetes; Hypocreales; Clavicipitaceae
Source: RefSeq, a predicted model, not a curated record